Molecule: messenger RNA, 2078 nt
Organism: Mangifera indica (mango)
Lineage: Eukaryota; Viridiplantae; Streptophyta; Magnoliopsida; Sapindales; Anacardiaceae
Product: dof zinc finger protein DOF5.6-like
Exons: 2
Coding region: 896-1819 (307 amino acids)
Biological process (GO): regulation of DNA-templated transcription
Molecular function (GO): DNA binding; DNA-binding transcription factor activity
Source: RefSeq, a predicted model, not a curated record
GUCUUUUAGAUAAUGUGGCUGGUAUCAAAGAAGAGUUCCUAAAGACGAUAACUUAAGAGUUCAACAGAAGAUCAGAGAGGUAAAAAUAAUUUUAAGAAAGAAUUGAAAAGAAGGAACAAAAAGAAAGAGAAUAGUAGACUCAAGAGAGAAAUUGUCGUAAGUGGAAUGAGAGAGAAAGACAAAUCAAAAGAGAAAGAAGCUGAAUUCUGACACAGGCCAUCACCCCAUUGACUACCGCCACGCCACCCUUGUUUGGCCGCAGCAGCAGCUUCUCAGCCACUGUUAUACUUCUUAGACUCACUAUUAGAUCUCUCCAUCUUAAUUUCUUUGUCUUCCGGUUAUUAAUACUAUCUUAGCAAUAAAAUACAUAUACAUAUUCUAUCUAUGUUGAGGCUUCAAGGAUAGAAAAAGAGUGAUAUUCUGUAAAAUCUUUCUCGAGUUGGCUCUUUUAUGAUGCGUUCGGUGUUCUGAUCAAGAAACUGAACUGGAGUUCUUUGAUUCUUGCUUCAUGUUUCCUCUGGGCUGGUGUGAGAUGAUACUGAACCAGAAUCCAUUUCCCCCUUUAACUCUCUAAUAUUCUGCGCACCAGAUUGAGACCUCUCCUCUGCGGACUUUGCCCACGCCCGACACCCGUACACCACCCUCCCCCUUCAAAUGAAAUCCUCUUACCAUAGAUAUUAUCGUAUAUAUACAUAUGCAUCUGCCUAUCAUAUAAAGGUUGUAUUUUUCUGAGAAUCUGGAGAGGUUUUGAGUUUGCGCAGGUUCUUAAGACACGUUGAGUUCACUUAUACCUCUAUAUAUUUGAAACGCCCCUCCUUCACCUUCAUUUCUAAACCAAAACCUGCAUGCAGCAGACCAAUAUAUAGAGAAAAAUUUAUUCUUUAUUUCACAAAAGAUGCAGCAGCAAGAUAGAGGUGGAAGUGAAGAGAAGAAGCCAGUAGGGAAUCAGCAAGAUCGGAGAUUGAAGGUGAUGCAAGGAGGAGAGACUUCUCAACAACAGCCACCGCAGCAGCAGCCCCAAAAGUGCCCUCGUUGUGAGUCUCUAAAUACAAAAUUUUGUUAUUACAAUAAUUAUAGUCUCUCCCAGCCUCGUUAUUUCUGCAAGACUUGUAGAAGGUACUGGACUCAAGGUGGAACCCUAAGGAACGUUCCCGUGGGAGGAGGUUGCCGGAAAGGAAAACGCCCAAAAGCCUCCUCUUCCGGUGAAAAUUCAAGAUCUUCUCACCCACAUCCAUCUCCACCUUCACAAAAUAUUCUCUCUUCCAGCCCAGUUGUUACCGGAAGUGCUAAAGAAUCUGGUAAGAAUUUGGCUUCGCCUUCUUCGAUUUCUUCCGUGGGAUCUUUCUUUCCAAGUGGUGGGUUUUUGUCUUCUUUAGCUGCAAUUCCACCUUUGAACCAACCACAAUCUUUGAUUAAUCAGAGUCUGAAUCCAGCUCUUAGUGUUGGUAUUGGUGGUGGUGGUGAUCAUCUGGGAGGGUCUUCAAAUUUGGGUCUUUUGCAGGGAUAUAGCAUCCCUUUCGCUCAACAAACACAAUUUUACCAGAUUGGCAAUAGAGAGAAGAGUGUAAAUCCCAUAUAUCAACCGGCUCAAGAGAGCUUGAUUCACUCUAGCAACAGGCCUGCAAGCUCUUCACAUCAUGACUGGCAUCAAAGCUUCAUCAACAAUACCAGCCCUAAUGUAUCUGAUACGGCUUUGUGGAGUACAAGCACCAGCAGCAGUGCCCACAACAACGCCAACAGUAACAAUACUGGCUCUGUUUCUGGUUCUUUGGACCCGAAUCAAUGGCCGGAUUUUCCUGGUUAUGGCCCCCCUUCAUGAGUAAAACUAUAUCUUACAGCAGCAUAUAAGUUCUCUUGAGGAAGUUUUUGCAUUAUUAUCCAGAAAAGCAACCACAAAAUCUCUAUAUGAUUUUACAUUGCAGUUUUAGAUGUGUGUAAUUAUAUAUAUGGAAGAAAGAUAGCGGCAAUGGCUUUGGUUUAUUCUUGAGAUUUUCUGGGUUAAAAAUUAGGAAGAUUAGCUUUGUUUGUCUGAAUUGAACUUGUGAUUAAAGUUAAUAAGGUGUAUCUUUGUUUGGUGA